AAAAAAUAUUUGUCAAGAUCAUGGGGUUUGCUAUUGCCAGGCGUUGAUCGCCCAUCUAACAAGGUAAUUGCACAUAAGUUUGUAGGCCUACAUGCGGAUGUGUAUAUUAUGGAUUAAUAUGGCAUUGCCAUAGAGAAGAACGUUGUAACUCGAUCUAUGAAGGGCGGAAAGAAGAUCAGUUAAAUGUGUUUUAAAUUAAGAUGGCUUAUUGUAAGACUUCAGACUUAUGUAGCCCAGACCUAACACGUUUGAGUAUUCAAUAUGUAGCCUAUUGUUUGUCCAUAAAAAUGUGCAUAACUCCCCUUUUAAUUUUGUUUGUAAAAAAAAAAAAGGUUUUAUGUCAACACUAUGUUAUUGCACUUGAUUGGCUUUGCUAUGCACCAACGGUGUUUCUAUGGGAGCUGAAUAUACGAGUUAUGCACCAACAGUGUUUCUAUGCGAGCUGAAUAUACGAGUGUUAUUUAGCAAGAGCUGUCUGUGCAUUUAACCUGGAAAGAGGAGCGGCCUUUCCCUCAUUGUAAUGUAGGCUAGGGCAAGCAGACAACUGUUUUUCAAGAAUACGCAAUUAGUCCGUCCGCCGUAGGCUAUUGGAAUUCGAAAAUUAAUAGGCCUACUUAGCACCACUCAAGUCGAUUUUGGAUGUUGUGCGCCCUGCGCGCACACAUCAUUACGAAUAGGCCUCGAAAAAAUUGUCAGGCCUAUCACACAGAACUACAUAAAAAAUAGGCCGGAAAGGAUAACACUUACAAUGUUUACAAAAAUUGGAGUAAAACAAAACAUUGGAGUAAAACAACCCACUGGACACACACUGGUGAAUCAACGUUGUUUCCACGUCUGUGCCCAGUUGGAAGCUUACAACAGUUUAACUAAGCUCAUGGGGCAUAUACUGUAUGACAGGGUUCUUCAAUUCCGGUCCUGGAGGGCCGAAACACCUCUGUUUUUCAUCCUCUCCUUCUAAUCAGGGGCUAAUUCAGACCUGGGACACCAGGUGAGUGCAAUUAACUACCAGGUAGAAAUAAAAAACAGAAGUGUUUCGCCCCUCCAGGACCGGAAUUGAAGAACCCUGCUGUAUGAGUUAUAUUCUUAAAGAAUGAAUGGGUAUAUAGGCGAUCAUUAAUGGAUGUACUGUAGAUACUAAGGAUUCUAGAUUUAAGCUAGGCUACUUGAUUAUAGGUUGAUUAUAGGCCAUUUACUAUUCGUCAACGAUUUUUUUUUUUUUUUUUUUUACAUAGAUUCUGUGAGAUAUGGAAGCGAUAUGGCUGUACCAGUUUCGACUCAUCGUCAUUGGGGACUCGACAGUAGGAAAGUCGUGCCUGAUCCGGCGAUUCACCGAGGGACGCUUUGCGCAGGUGUCCGACCCCACAGUCGGUGUAGACUUCUUCUCACGGCUAGUGGAGAUAGAGCCAGGGAAACGCAUUAAACUUCAAAUCUGGGACACUGCUGGACAAGAGCGAUUCAGGUGUUGUUUUUAGAUUCUAUUUUCCUUUUAUAAUCUUCCAUUGUAAAGACGAAAUAAUUUGUCUUAAUUAAAACACGUUUUUUUGAUAGUCAUCUGUAAAUAUAAUUAUUAUAACAAUAUGCAAUUUUAUCUCUAUAUUAUUAAUCACAUACCCUUUCGCUUUCUUGAUGUUGAACCUCACCACUUCUCUGUCACAUCCUCUGUUUUUUCCUUUCCCUGCUUCUCAAUACUUAUAUUUACAAUUUCUCUCAAUUCUGUCUGUCUUCUCUGCUUACCCCCUUCAACCCUCUCUAGGUCUAUUACCAGGGCUUACUACCGUAACUCUGUUGGGGGGCUGCUGCUGUUUGACAUCACCAACCGUCGCUCCUUCCAGAAUGUGCAUGAGUGGCUGGAGGAGGCCCGCAGUCAUGUCCAGCCUCACAGUAUCGUCUUCCUGUUGGUGGGUCACAAGUGCGACCUGGAGUCCCAGAGGCAGGUGAGCCAGCAGGAGGCUGAGAAGCUGGCAGGUGCCUAUGGCAUGCGUUACGUGGAGACAUCGGCUCGCGAUGCCAUCAACGUGGAAAAGGCCUUCACUGAGCUAACGCAGGACAUAUUUGAGCUCGUGAAGAGCGGUGACAUCAACAUCCAGGAGGGCUGGGAAGGGGUGAAGAGUGGCUUUGUGCCCAAUGUGGUGCACUCCUCAGAAGAGGUCACCAAGAGUGACCGCCGGUGCCUCUGCUGAAUGUGCUGUCUGUCUAGUUGGCUUUACCCCUCCCAGCCCAUGUAUUCCUGUAACAUUAUGACCCACUAGCUCCCCGUCUUGUCACCUGGCAUUUAUUUGGCUCUCUCACUCCUAUCCUGAAUACUGGAAGGCCAUAUCUGCUCUAGUCUAUCACUGAAUAAUACAUGGUUAAAGCUAUUUGGGUCGUUCCAUGAAAAGAGGGCCUUUUGUGUCCCUUUGAUAUAUUAAGUAGAAAUGGUGCACCAAUAUA
Messenger RNA from Coregonus sp. 'balchen', 2430 nucleotides. The record is from the annotation of a GenBank genome assembly. Lineage: Eukaryota; Metazoa; Chordata; Actinopteri; Salmoniformes; Salmonidae.